UAAAGACCAAGACAAUAAGCACUACCUUUACUUUCAAAGUUAUUAUUACCCCACUUGCAAAAGUUCUAACCUUUUUCCCCUCUCUAACUUGUCUCUCUAUAAAUUAAGAUUUUAGCAUAUUGAGAGAAAGUUCUUCAUUUUAUUUUGCUUCCAAAGUAGCAAAACUUGGUUGUCAACAUAUAUAGAGGAUCAAUAACCCAUCACAUAUAAGAGAAAGAAGUCACACCUCAAAUUACAUCAACCACAAUCAUGGUGGAUGGAGGAGGUGGAGUUGGGGUAAGAAGUGUGAAUGAAGAAGAAAUCAAGUGGCCACCAUGGUUGCAACCACUUCUCCAAACAAGCUUCUUUGUUCAAUGCAAAGUGCAUGUAGAUUCCAACAAAAAUGAAUGCAAUAUGUAUUGCUUGGAUUGUAUGAAUGGAGCCCUUUGUUCUACUUGUCUUGCUUCUCAUAAACAACAUAGAGUUAUUCAGAUAAGAAGAUCUUCAUACCAUGAUGUGAUAAGGGUAUCUGAGAUACAGAAAUUUGUGGACAUAACAGGGGUGCAAACUUAUGUUAUAAACAGUGCAAAAAUUGUGUUCUUGAAUGAAAGGCCUCAACCUAGGCCUGGCAAAGGAGUUACCAAUACAUGUCAUGUUUGUGAAAGAACCCUUCUUGAUUCAUUCACCUUUUGUUCCCUUGGUUGUAAGAUAGUUGGAACCUCCAAGAAAUUCCAAAAGAAAAAUGAGUGUGAUGGUGAAGAAUCAAUUAGUAGUGGAAGUGGCAGAAACAGAAACAGAAUUCAGAGCUUCACACCUUCAACACCACCACCUUACAAAACUGCUAAGAGAAGGAAAGGGGUCCCACAUAGAGCCCCAAUGGGUGGAGGCCUUAUUAUAGAAUACAGUUUAUACUAAUUAUUAAUGAUGUUUUUUUUUUGGUACAAUAAUUAUUAAUGAUGUUAUUCAUCAUAUAGCUGCUGCAUUAUUGGGUUUUGGUACACUCAAAAUUUAUACACCACAAAAUUGUAGCCAAUUACCUAAAAAAAAAAUUAUUGUCAAUUAAUAUGACAUUUUACAUGUUUUAUGAAAUAUAAAUAAAAAUAAUAUUUAAAAUUA
Molecule: messenger RNA, 1095 nt
Organism: Cicer arietinum (chickpea)
Lineage: Eukaryota; Viridiplantae; Streptophyta; Magnoliopsida; Fabales; Fabaceae
Product: protein RGF1 INDUCIBLE TRANSCRIPTION FACTOR 1-like
Source: RefSeq, a predicted model, not a curated record